AGACUCCGAUGCUGGAGGAUGCAGAUGAAGGUGGAGUGAGGCUGUGGCAUCUGGUGAAAGCCAGUGAGGAGCCUGAGCUGCCCAAACACCGCCGAGGCAGCCUCAGGGAGAGAGAGAGGGCCAAGGCCAUCCCCGAGAUCUACCUGACCCGCCUGCUGUCCAUGAAGGGAACGCUGCAGAAGUUUGUAGACGAUCUGUUCACAGUGAUCCUCAGCACCAGUCGUCCCGUCCCGCUGGCUGUUAAAUACUUCUUUGACCUGCUGGACGACCAGGCAGGACAACAUGGCAUCUCUGACCCAGAGACAAUACACAUUUGGAAGACCAACAGGUGAAUCAUAGACAAGGGAUGGGACGAUACACGAUUUUAUUGCGGAUUGUGAUAUUAAAAAAACACACUCACAAUAUCAGUAUAAUUGUAAUUAUCAUGUCCAGCAAAGAGCCUGCUGGGCAACCAUCAGUGAAAAGCCCAGUUCAGACCAAUGAAUCAUGACGAUAUGAAACCAUUUCAGAACAGUAUACAGUGUGUC
Molecule: messenger RNA, 527 nt
Organism: Epinephelus lanceolatus (giant grouper)
Lineage: Eukaryota; Metazoa; Chordata; Actinopteri; Perciformes; Serranidae
Source: RefSeq, a predicted model, not a curated record